CCUCAUCCGUGCAUUUUAAUUUUUGCUAUAGGAAGGGAAUGUAUUUUCAAUGGAGUUAUAUUCAUACAUGCUCCUGUGUUUUUAUAUAUUUCUAAUUUCUAUUUCUAAUAUGUUUCCAUUCAAUAUAUAUUGUCCAAUACAAGAAUUAUGUUUUUCCAUUAUACCUUCAUCAAGAUAAAUAGUGUUUUUUGUCCUACAAUAUAACCCCUACCCAUCCCCCCGUACCCAUCGGGGAUAAGUUCCCGGAUUUUGCAUGGAUAAGGAAACCACAGAUAAUACUGAACCCUACUGAAAUGAUAGACUUCUGGAUGAAGAAUACCACAGAGUUGUGCUGAAAAACCUAGAAAAUGGCUACAGAUGACAUAUUUUGUCAGAUAUGGACAAAUGAAAUGUGAAUAGCACUUCUGCAAAUACAGAAAUCAUACUGUACUAAUUCAAACCAUUCAAAUACAUCUUGAAGUUGUAUCUUGCUUCUUUCCUCCACCAUAUAAAGCCAUAUAGAACCUUUUUUUUAUUCCGGUAUAUGGCUAUAGUCUGAAACAAAAGUGUCUCCAAACCAAGAGAGUCUAUACAGCAGGCUAAAAUGAACACAUUCUUCCCAUUCCCAUGACAAUUCUUUUGUCAGUACCAGUACCACAAAUAUUCGGAACCUUAACUUUUAUCACCCCCAGUGAUAACCGGUGUUAAGGGAAUAUAUAGCACAUCCUUUUCCUUUCAAACAUUCCACAUUCCGGGUCUAGACCCUCCUUCAGCUGCUGGGAUUAGCAUCUGACAGAGCUGAUGCAGAGCUGGGUGAAAGAGUUAAAUAGAACGGCAGAUACAGAAAUUGGUGAAGGCAUCCAUUAUUGCUUAUCCCAUGCUGCUUAAUGAUAUACAUCUGAUACCUGUGACCUGUUGCAAAGGAGGAGCAGGUACAGCUGGUAGUCACUAGUAAACAGAUUCUUAAGACACUUAGAGUAAUAUAAUACCAAAACAAGCUGACUGCUGCAUUUUUUGUUGAUAGUUUUGAUAUAAUGUUGCUGUGCUUUAAAGGAGGUGCACAAUUUUGAAUAUUUCCUGGCUAAUAAGCCUGAGUCAAUAGCUCUUCAUUGAGAGAUUUUAAAAGCUUUUUUUAUGUAAUCAGCUAAAUUCUGGAGAAAUGGAAAGGCUGCUACAUGUCACUUAAAAACUCUGACCUCUAAGAGAUGGACUUAUUUCGGAUUAUCUUUGCUGAUGCAUUAUUUUCUAUCUUGAGUUGUUUUUUCCCCUUGUCAUUUAAAUCUUAAUAGUUUAUCAACGCGAGGAUAAAAGGCUUGUUAAACUUCAGAAACUGAAAGAGGUUUUGACACUUGCUUUAUUUAUUUCUUUAUUCAUUUUGGAAUAAAACCUUGAAAACUAGCUCCUUGGUAUAAUUGGGAAGGCUAUGUCACUUGACUCCUGCAAAAUAACACUUAAAGGCAGCCUGCAUUUUAUGCAAAACAAAUACGUUAGAUGUUUUCUGCUUCUUUCAUGUGUUUAACUGCUGCUAUUAAACAUCAGCUAAAAAAAGAAACCUCAUGCAAACUAAACUGGGAUCAAGGACAGCACUCAUGGUUUCACAGGGCUUAAAGUCGUAGAUUUGUAUAUCAAUGCAUCUUAUAGCCUUCUUUGAAAAACAUGCUUUGGGAGCACUUUUUUGUGUAUGCUUUUAUGUUAAGGGAUUUCUUGAUUUUAAAAAACACAAUAAAAUUCAUGAAAUCACCAAACAUCAACAGACAGCUUGAAAGCACAUAUAAACAAGGGAUUCGUGUCAUAUUUAUGUAGUUAUUGUUACCAUAAUGUUGUAUAUCUAAGAAGUCAAUGGGGAAAAGAACCCGAGUGGCUUUUCGAAAGUAAGAGUGAAGUAGCAUAGGCUGGAUAUAAAUCUGCAAUCAUAUCAGAAUUGCAUGAAAAUAUGUUGAAAAUCUCAUGAAUUUCUUCUCUGCAAAAGUAUAGUAUUGGAGUGAUUCCAAAAAUAAAAUAAAGAGAAGUUGCCAUUGGACAUUAAAUUAUUUCUGAGGGAGAGAAGCAUGCAUCAAAUCACACCAAAUUUGGCCACAAAAGACAUAAUCAUCCCAUCUAUGUCUUUCAAUAAGAAAAUCUAGAAAAACAAAGUCCAAUUUACAGAGGACAAGGAAGAGUCGUUCUCCCCCUGGCUUCCCGUUAGAAGGAUAGGCCCUGCCCCCUUUAGGCCUUGCUCACUUCGUGUACUAGCACACACACACCCCAGCCACAAUGUCUGAGGGGUCACUUAGGUCUCUUCCACACUGUCUAUAAAAUACAGAUUAUCUGAUUUGAACUAAAUAAGAAAGCACUGGAAACUUACAGGGUAUAUAACAUGAUAUAUAACAUGAAUGGGAAGCAAAUAUAAACCAAAGUAGUGGUUCCAAAACUUUCCUUAUCAGUACUGUUCUCAAAGAUUAGAAGCACCUUUUUUAGGUCAAUUUAGAUUAUCACUUCUGUGCCUUGUAUGAUAUACCAUACUUUCAAAGUGAGCUAAUACAUUUUUCAGUUUGUUUUCUUUAUGCAAGUAGGUGCGCGUUGACCUUCCAAACAGCCAAGGGGUUCUAGCUGCUUUCAUUAGUCAAACUGCAUAAUGGCUGAAAAGAGCAACCAAAAUGACCAAGAGGAAGGAACACAUCAGCUAUGAGGAAAGACUGGGAUGUUUGGGACUGUGUAGCUUAAGAGGAAAAGAUCCUGAAAACUUGAAGACAAAAAUGAGAAGCACUGUAUCGGUCCGAGAAGGGCAAGGGGUUGUUCUGUUGUGUGGGCCACCAACACAUUCUGGAGAAUUUUCUUAUGCCUGGAUCUUCAAUGAAUACCCUUCUUUUGUACAAGAAGACAGCCGGCGAUUUGUUUCUCAGGAAACCGGGCACCUCUACAUAGCCAAAGUUGAGUCAUCUGAUGUAGGCAAUUAUACAUGUGUUGUGACAAGUACAGUAACAAACUCCCACAGUCUUGGCUCGCCAACACCCUUAGUACUGCGUACUGAUGGUGUAAUGGGAGAAUAUGAACCCAAAAUAGAAGUGCAGUUUCCUGAAACACUGCCUGCUGCCAAAGGUUCAACUGUAAAAUUGGAAUGCUUUGCUCUUGGAAACCCAGUUCCUCGGAUAAACUGGAGAAGAACAGAUGGAAACCCCUUUCCAAGCAAAGUAAUGUUAAGGAAGUCCAACGGGAUGAUUGAAAUUCCCAAUUUCCAACAAGAAGAUGCUGGCCUCUAUGAGUGCAUUACUGAAAACUCUAGAGGAAAAAAUAUUGCAAGGGGACGCCUCACAUAUUAUGCAAAACCUCACUGGGUUCAAUUGAUAAAGGAUUUUGAAGCCGCAGUAGAAGACAACCUAUACUGGGAAUGCAGGGCAAGUGGCAAACCGAAGCCAUCGUACAGGUGGCUGAAAAAUGGAGACCCUCUAACAAUAGAGGGAAGAAUACAAAUUGAAAAUGGGGCUUUGAUCAUAACAAAUCUAAACUUGACAGAUUCUGGCAUAUACCAGUGUGUAGCAGAAAACAAACAUGGGACUAUAUAUUCCAGUGCUGAUCUCAGAGUUGUAGCGUCUGCUCCUGACUUCUCUAAAAAUCCAAUGAAGAAACUGCUUCAGCUUUUAAUGGGCAGCACAGCUCAUUUUGAGUGCAAGCCAAAAGCUUCUCCUAGAGCGAUGAUUACUUGGAAAAAGGGAGGUGAGCUGCUUCAAGAAAAUGAAAGAAUAUCAUUGUUGAAAGAUGGAGGACUGCGAAUAGCUAAUGUGAGCAAAUCAGAUGCUGGAAGUUAUACUUGCCUGGCCGAGAACCAGUUUGGAAAAGCUAGUAGCUCAACCAGCUUAUUAGUUACAGAGCCAACCCGGAUAACUCUGGCACCUUCAAACAUGGAUGUUACCGUAGGAGAAAGUGUAAUCUUGCCCUGUCAAGUCCAGCAUGAUCCCCUGCUGGACGUAAGUUUCACGUGGUAUUUUAACAGUGCAUUGACUGACUUCAGAAAGGAUGCAUCCCAUUUUGAAAGAGUAGGUGGGAGUGCAUCAGGAGACUUAAUGAUUAGGAAUAUCCAGCUGAAACACAGUGGAAAAUAUGUGUGCACGGUGAAGACAGAGGUGGAUAGCGUGUCAUCUGCAGCUGAGCUGAUAGUGCGAGGCUCACCAGGACCACCUGAAAAUGUAAAAGUGGAUGAAAUAACAGCUACCACAGCUUGGCUCUCUUGGUAUGAGGGCUUAGAUAAUCACAGCCCAGUCACUGGUUACACUGUACAAGCCAGGACACCAUUUUCGGUGGGUUGGCAAAGAGUCACAACAGUUCCUGAAGUCAUUGAUGGGAAAACAUUCACAGCUACAGCCGUGGACUUAAACCCUUGGGUUGAAUAUGAAUUUCGUAUAGUUGCCAGUAACAAAAUUGGAGGUGGAGAACCUAGUUUACCCUCAGAAAAAGUAAGAACUAAAGAGGCAGUUCCUGAAGUACCACCAUCUGAAGUAAGUGGAGGAGGUGGCAGCAGAUCUGAAUUGGUCAUCACAUGGGAUCCUGUUCCUGAAGAAUUGCAAAAUGGUGAAGGAUUUGGUUAUGUUGUUGCUUUCCGACCUCUUGGUGUGUCAACCUGGAUACAGACAGUUGUGACAUCACCGGAUACACCCAGAUAUGUCUUUCGAAAUGAAAGCAUCUUGCCAUUUUCUCCAUAUGAAGUCAAGGUUGGCGUGUACAAUAAUAAAGGAGAAGGACCCUUUAGUUCUGUGGCCACAGUGUAUUCUGCUGAAGAGGAGCCCACUGUAGCACCUUCUGGCGUAGCUGCAAGCAGUCUCUCAUCUUCUGUAAUUGAAGUAUCCUGGAUUUCCAUUCCUUGGAAAAUGAGUAGCGGGAGAUUGCUCGGCUAUGAGGUCAGAUAUUGGAACAAUGGUGGAAAAGAACAGUCUUCUAACAGAGUAAAAGCAAUUGGAAAUGAGACAUCAGUAAGAAUAACAGGCUUGAAAAGCAACCUGGUAUACUUCACAGCUGUCCGUGCAUACAACAGUGCUGGAGCAGGACCAUUCAGUGCCACUGUGAACGCUACCACCAAAAAAACACCACCCAGCCAGCCUCCAGGAAACAUUGUGUGGAACGUUUCAGACUCCAGGGUAGUACUGAAUUGGGAGCAGGUGCAUGCAAUGGAAAAUGAAUCAGAAGUAAUUGGCUAUAAGGUUCUAUACCGGACUAGCAACCAGAACCAGCUCAGUGUCCUGAUCACAAAUAGAACAUCUGCAGAACUUCUGCUACCUUUAAAUGAUGACUAUAUUAUAGAAGUGAAAGCAGCAACUGAUGGCGGAGAUGGGAUUAGCAGCGAACAGAUUAAAAUCCCUAAACUAGCAAGUAUGGAUGCAAGAGGGUCUGGUGCAGACAUCUUACAUUGUCGGUCCAGUUUUAUGUCAAUAACAGUUUUCUUAAUUUUUGAAGCAGUCUUGUGGUGAUCCAUUCUCUCACAUAUAGGCCAAACCCUGGAGAAUCAUUUACCGAAAAAGUGCUUUUAGAACAAUAACAGCAGCAGAUGGUGGUUAUGCAUGGAUCUACUGCCACUCUGAAUUUAAACUUGUUCUAUGACUUUGGAUAUUUGAUUCAAAACAAAACAUAAACAAAGCCUACACACAUUAACCGGUUCCUUCUGAAGGAAUAUAAAAUGCCUUAAAAUGUAAUGAACCAAAGGAGUUUUCACAUUACAUGCUUCAGAAAUGACAAAACUAAGUUGAUGAGCAUUGGGAAAAGUUUUGAGAGUUCCAUUUUCCAAGUAACAUGAAAUUAUUUUAACAUAGAUUGCAGCAUAGCUGCCCUAAUACUCACACAUGGAAGACAAAAACAGAUCUGUAUUUCACCAGUAUUUGAUGGGAAACUUUGAAUUCUUUUUCCAAAAGCCUCAAAGCACUGAAUUACAUUUGGACAAAAUGUUGCACUGAUAUUCUGUUUAAUAACCUCAUCUGUCACACAUACAUCUGUGCAAAUGAUCUCACAUUCAAAAGGACCUUGUUCACUCUAAAGCCUAUCUAACCCAUCUCUACCCAUCAAAAUAUUUGUACACAGUAUGUGAUUCCUUGGUUGCUUAUGCUUAUUUUUAAAAAAUCAGUUUCUACAUUCAAGUUUUUAUGUAUUUCUUAAUCCUACUUUAAUUGAGGAAGGUGGCAUUGAUAUGCUACAGAUGGGUUCCACUAUUAUCUCUUAAGAUGCAAAGGAACUGUCUAUACAAUAUCAUAAUUUAGAUAUCAAAGCAUUCAGAAUAUUUUUCUUCUUGCAUUUGGAGCACUGAGUGGAUAUAUGAUCUUGUUGCCCAUUCUUCUCAUAUGGUGCUCCCAUGGGGAAGCUGUUUUUCAGCAGCAUCACAAGGCAUUUAUCCCUGAUCUGUUUUGUUUUCUUGUCUUUGUUCAGCUAUGCAGCAUCCUAACCCUGGCAAAAAAUUCUUUAGGCUUGUGAAUUUAUGGUUGUUGUUUUUAAAAUUAUACUAAACACCCUAUAAACUAUCCUUACUCAUCUCAUUUUCAUCUGUUUCCCCAAGCUUGCCUUGCAACUUUCAGCAGUAACUUCAGUUCCUUGUAUUUUAAUACUGCUCGCUAUACAUCAUAUACAUCAUUGUAUUUUUUAAAGCCCAGAGUAGAACAUCAUACUUUUAGGCCUCAUAUCCAGGGAAUAUUAUCACCCUAAAUGAUAUGUUGUGUAUGUGCAUAGACAGUCUUGAAUUUAUUGCCCUUCAAUGUGCCACUUCAGUAUUUUCUGUCUCUUCCAUCGCAUCCCUUUUGCAUAUUGCUCUUGCUGCAGUUUCUCCACCCACUGUUUAGAAUUAUUCUGGAUGAUAGCAAAUCCCUUGCAGUUUCCUAUUUAUAAGCAAAGAUUUUUCUUGGUGUCAUUAACUGAAGUCUGUACUCCCAGAGCAAAGGGUGCAUAAAAAUCUAUACCUGGCACAUUUGAUUUGCUAUAGUUUUAGUGCUCAUGCAAGUAAUUUGCAUCCCAAAAUAAUAAUGGCACACACUCCCACACUUUUACCUAAGAUAGGUGUCAUCACAAGAAUGAGACCUGUAAAAUGCAAACAUUGGCCUUUAUUUUAUUAUGUGCUCAGCUCAAAUGAUCAAAGUUCAAUAACUGGGAAACACGCUUCUUUUCUAAUUUUCCUGAGGUGUGUGGGGAUGUAUAUAAUGUAUAUAGUAAAAUAAUAUAAAUAGCUAAUUGCUCUUCAACAUGGCAAACUAUUGAUGCUUCCAAACACUUACCAAUAGGUGGUAACAAACUCCUUCGUGUAUUUUGCAUCCAUGCAUUGAAUGGUCCAUUUGCCAUUCUUCUUACAUCAAAGUGUUCCCUAACCUCCUGCCUUUCAGGCAUUUGGGACUUGAAGUCCCCUCAACCUCAUUCAGCAUGCCCAGCCAUCAAGAAGCAGUCUGAAACAUCCAAAAGGCACAAGGUUGGGGAGGGCUUUUUAACAUCCUGUUCUUGUACUGCCAUUUUCACACUCACUUUACAGAAUUUAAAUUUAAACUGUAAUAUCUCCAUGAGAUGUGUACAGAGUAUUUUGUUUCAUAUUGAAAAGUUUUAUCAAUUUUUCCUCCAACUUCUAGCUGUGUGUGUAUAUCCUAUGGUUAACUGUACGUAAUCUUUUUUUAUUCUAAUAAAACAUUUAUAACAUUGAAAA
Anolis carolinensis (green anole) is the source of this 7615-nucleotide messenger RNA. RefSeq names its product contactin 3 (gene cntn3). The transcript is spliced from 20 exons. Gene Ontology annotation, cellular component: plasma membrane; axon. Gene Ontology annotation, biological process: cell-cell adhesion; brain development; axon guidance. Lineage: Eukaryota; Metazoa; Chordata; Lepidosauria; Squamata; Anolidae. Gene Ontology annotation, molecular function: cell-cell adhesion mediator activity. The record is from RefSeq and is a predicted model, not a curated record. The coding region runs from base 2616 to 5417 and encodes 933 amino acids.